Messenger RNA from Phytomonas sp. Hart1, 1247 nucleotides. The record is from the annotation of a GenBank genome assembly. Lineage: Eukaryota; Euglenozoa; Kinetoplastea; Trypanosomatida; Trypanosomatidae.
UUUGCUACAACUGUUUCGAUAGCAUCGACUUGCUUUUUUUCAUAGUUAGUACAUGACAUUUUCAUUUUCUUUAGACAAUGACAGCGCUUCUGAAAAGUUAUGAAGAAGAAUAUCAUGAGAUUACCAAGCGAAUUAGUGAUGAAUUAUCUGCCUUACAGGCAGCCUUACAGCGUGGGUCUGCCGAAUACACGGUGCCCCCGGCCUCCGGCCCUGCCAGCCGCCAGCAGCGGUGUACUAAUUUGUUCAACCUCAUCCUCCAGAUAAAAGAUCUCAUCCUCAACAUGAGCUAUGAGUGCAGUGACCUCCCAAUGGUUCUACAAACAACCUACAAAGAACGCAUUGAACAGUUUAAGGGGGACACUCGGAAUUUGGAAAGGUCGAUUGCGGCGGUUAAAGUUGAAGCGAGCGCUGCGGAUAGGCAAGAUCUACUCUGCGGCUCGAAGGAUGGAAUUGAUCUGGAUACCGGCAGCGGUUUGGCAGUUGAUAACCGAAAUGGGGUGAGCCUCGAGAUGCAAAAGUACCGCGUGCAAAUGAUAGAUAACACCCAAAAGUACGGAGAGGCCUCAAAGACCCUCCUCCAGGCGGAGCGCCUGCUGAACGACACCGAGAUCUCUGGCAACGAGGCUCUCACAAACUUAAGGACGCAAUCUGAGACGAUACGGCAAAUCCAUGAGACCGUCUUCGACGUUGAUGAGGAGAUCUCCAAGUCACGCAAAAUUCUAAAAAAAAUGCAGCUCAUGAUGAUCAAACAUAAACUCAUUCUUAUUGGUAUUAUAUCAAUUCUUCUUUUUCUAAUCAUUGUUGCCAUUUACGUCGAGGUUUCAAAAAAUCGUAGAAAUCGUAUGCCGGAACCCUCUAUCGAGCCACCCUCGUCCACGAUCCCAAUUUCGUCGGUUGGUAACUAACCACAUUGACCUUCAAACAGGCAGGUGGAGAAUUACGCGUUUGUGCGCGUUUCUACAACUGUGUAUGUGGUAAUGUGAGGCGAUGAGAGUUUGAUUUGAGCACAUCGUCUUGUUUUUCUAAUGGUACAUAGACGAUGUAAACUUGACCAUUGAUGUUCCAGAAAAAUAUAAAAUAGGUAAUUACUUCCGUUAGUUGUACUUAUAUAAAUAUAUCUAUAUAUUUUUGGUAAAGCUUAUUUUCGAGUUGCUUUAUAAGAGAUGGUGUUUCGUGAGAAAGCAAUCUCCUCACCAAAAGCACCAAAUCAAAUUGUGUUCAGCGGAGCAUGACAUUGGGUAAAUCAU